Coffea arabica (coffee) is the source of this 1201-nucleotide messenger RNA. Its product is annotated as serine/threonine-protein kinase-like protein At5g23170. The record is from RefSeq and is a predicted model, not a curated record. Gene Ontology annotation, biological process: protein phosphorylation. Gene Ontology annotation, molecular function: ATP binding; protein kinase activity. NCBI's taxonomy places the organism in Eukaryota, Viridiplantae, Streptophyta, Magnoliopsida, Gentianales, Rubiaceae.
CACGGGCUUCAUAUACAUAUGCCCUUUUAAUUUGUUGCAUACUCUUGUAUAUAGCGGGAGCAGAGUGCUUUCGGUCAAGACGGAGCCAAAAAAUGCAUGAAUUCAAGUAUGAAGAACUUGUUCAAGCAACUGAAAACUUCUCUCAAUCGCGACUUGUCGGUAAAGGGAGCCAUGGCCAUGUUUACAGAGGCAUUCUGAAGAGAAAUGGUUGCGAACAUGAUCAGCUUGUGGCCGUAAAGAAGCAAUCACUAGGCCUUCAAAAGCUUCGAGACAAUUCGAAACUCGAAAAUGAAGUGAACAUCUUAUCAUCACUGUCCCAUAAUCCAUACGUGAUCAACCUUCUUGGCAUCAGUCAUGACUCUUCCAACAACAAAGUUCUUGUCAUGGAAUACAUGCCUAAUGGAACCCUUCAUGAAAUGCUCCGCAGCCCCGUUGGGGCGUCCUCCUGUCCCCCGCCAACAUGGCCUAAACGCGCCCAAAUAGCUCUCCAGAUAGCCAAAGCCGUGCAGUUUCUUCAUGAAGCAAGGCCACCAAUUGUCCACAGGGACAUUAAAUCAGCCAACAUUUUGUUCGACUCGGAUUGGAAUGCUAGGUUGGCUGAUCUUGGGCUUGCGAUUAGAAUGAAUCAUGACUCCCUGAACUGGCAAAUUGACUCACUGAACCGACCAGCCGGGACUAUCGGUUACCUGGACCCUGCUUAUACCGUUCCUAGCAAGUUAAGCACCAAAAUUGACGUAUUCAGCUUUGGAGUGUUAUUGCUGGAAAUUAUUUCUGCCAGGAAAGUGAUGGAUGUUUCGAGAUCACCAUCUUCAAUUGUUGAGUGGGCAAUUCCAUUGAUCCAAAAGGAUCAGAUUGUGGAAAUAUCUGAUGGAAGGGUCCCUAUUUCGCGAUUUACAGACGGCCUGAUUAGGAACAUGCUGAGCAUUGCUAGAAGGUGUAUAAAUUUUGGAGAAACUGAUCGCCCGUCAAUGGGAGAAAUUGUCAGCGAGUUGGAGAACUGCAUUGUUGAACCGAUUAGAUUUCCACUAUGGAUGAAUCUCCUAAGGAGUCUCAUUCACAGGAAAAACGGUUCCAGCAAGAGCAAGACUACAGCUAGAGCUGCAACCAGUAUUGUCUGUGCACCACAUCAAGAAAAUGGUCAUGCUGAAAUUUCAAGAGGGAAAUUGUUGCUAAGGGAAAUAUUGGCUGAUAUUUCUUAAAA